AUGACGCGUUCUCCCCGGGCGGCCGCCCUCCUCCUCCUGCUGGCCCUGGCGGUGCACGGUGCCUCCGCCAUCUGCGGCCCCGAUUGGACACGGCUGAAGAUCAGGCACGGCAAGGUGGUAGGUCCCUUCAUGCCAGACGACGCGGUGGCAAUGGCCACCAUCAGUGAGGACACCUUCCGCCAAAUCCGGGGAGGCAUCAGCCGCUGCAAGCUCCUGUCAACCGAUAUCCUGCGGGCCUGCAAGAAGCCCGUGAUCAAGAAGAGCGUGAUCCAGUUCGUCCGUGUUGAUUCCGUCAUCCAGUUCAACCUGAGCUGCAAGUAUGGCAAGCGUGCCCCGGUGGCCCACACCGCUCGCUACAGCUCCACCGCCAAUAUGCACAAGCGGCAGCCCGCAUACCUGCUCGCCAACAAGGGCAGCUUGGACGAUGGCACCCUGUUUGAGGACAGGAAAACGGGCACUGUGUUUCAAGCCCCAGAGGGCGCAUCUCCCGAGCGGGACGGGCGCGGCGAGCUGGCCUUCCGGGCUAUCAGCUAUACGCCUUGGCCAGUGGAGGAGGGGGCAGAGGGGGAGCGGCUGCGCAUCGAUGUCGGCACCGUGGGCGAGCGCCAGCCGCGCACCUUUGUGUUCAGCAAGGUGCUGCCGCAUCCCAGCCAGCUGGUGGUGACCACACUUGAGCGGCCGCUGGGCAUCGUGUUUGAGGAGGAUGCACGGCGCAAGCGUGUGGUUGUGGCUGGCUUUGUACCGGGUGGCCGCGCAGAGCAGAAGGCAAAAAACGCACGGCUGAACACGUCGCUGGCUGCGUCGGUGGCCAUGGAAGGCGAUGUGCUGCGAGCGUGCUCCUGCACCAACAUCGUCGUCGCGGCGCUGAAGAAGGGGCUGGUUUCAGAUGGUCCGGUCACCCUGGUGCUUGAGCGCAUUGUUGUGCAAGCCCAGGACCUGCAGAAUGGUGCCAUGGUGGCCGUCAAGCUGCUAGCGCGUGGCUCCUACUUCUCAUCCUCUGCCUCUAACAAGCCAUACAUGCUGUACGUGGGCCGCGAGAUCCUGCACCAGGCCUCACUGUCCCACCCCUUCAUCGUGCAGGUGUACGAGGUGUUCCUCACCUCCCAGCACCUGGCCAUCGCCAUGGAGUUUGGCGACGCCGGCAGCCUGCUGACGUACCUGCAGAAGCAGCCGGGGCGGCGCCUGCCCGAGGCCACCGCCCGCUGGCUCUUCCAGCAGCUCGUCAUCGGCCUCUCCUACACGCACCACCGGGGCGUGGCCAACCGCGACCUCAAGCUGGAGAACAUGCUGCUGUGCACCAACGGCGCCGACCACGGCCGCCCGCUGCUCAAGAUUGGCGACUUUGGCUACUCCAAGCACGACUACAACUCCAGCGCCCGCACGCGCUGCGGCACAGAGGUCUACAUGGCGCCAGAGGUGGUGUGCUGCACGGGCAAGUACGACGCAAAGAAGGCUGACGUCUGGUCGCUUGGCGUCAUCCUGUACACCAUGCUUGUGGGUGGCUUCCCUUGGACCCCGGGAGAUAUAAACUGCGUGCAGAACAUCACGGAGGCCAAGUAUAUCAUCCCGCCUAGCGUCUCCAUAUCCCCUGCCGGCCUGGAGAUGCUCAGCCACCUGCUGUGCGCCGACCCCGACAGGCGAUCCAGCAGCAUCCCUGGUGAGCUGCAGGCACAACGGCUUUGUGGGGAUGGUGGAGGGGCUGGGGGCAUCUGGCCAGGGUUCCAGGAGGACUUGCCCGAGGGUGCGCGCGCCAUGAACGACUUUUACUUCAACAACGCGCCCACCGUGGACCACGCCGCGCCCAAGAUCGCCCAGAUACUGGAGCACGCCGCGGUGCCGGGGGCGCCAGAUGAGCCGCUGAUGACGUGCCGGUUUUCGCUGCCGCCGCGCACCAUCCCGGCCAGCGCCUCCGCUUGA
This is a messenger RNA of Chlorella variabilis, 1917 nucleotides long. RefSeq lists its product as hypothetical. The transcript is spliced from 19 exons. The record is from RefSeq and is a predicted model, not a curated record. Gene Ontology annotation, molecular function: protein serine/threonine kinase activity; ATP binding. Lineage: Eukaryota; Viridiplantae; Chlorophyta; Trebouxiophyceae; Chlorellales; Chlorellaceae. Gene Ontology annotation, cellular component: cytoplasm. Gene Ontology annotation, biological process: peptidyl-serine phosphorylation; autophagy. Bases 1 to 1917 code for a protein of 638 amino acids.